AGUUGCGAAGUCCCCUUAGUGCAACCCUGUGUUAUCGAAGCAAUGAAAUGUCAACAUUGACAUUCCCACAAAUACUUUUCCUUUCCGCUGUACUGUCAAAAACGGAGAUUAAGUAGCUUAAAAUGGCCAAGUCAAAGAAUCACACCAAUCACAACCAAAACAGGAAGGCGCAUCGUAAUGGCAUCAAGCGCCCAAUCCGCAAGCGUCAUGAAGCAACUCUGGGUAUGGAUGUCAAAUUCCUAAUCAACCAGCGUUAUGCGCGCAAAGGCAAUCUGUCCCGCGCUGAGGCCAACAAACGCUACGAAGAACGAGUAGCUGCUCAAGCUGGCAAACCAAAACCCAUUAAGCUAUAAAUAUUGCAAAAUAUCGAUGCGUCAGUGGGUUUUAAAAUGUGGGUGGCAUUAAAUUAAAUAAAAACACAACUUUAUACAAAA
Molecule: messenger RNA, 434 nt
Organism: Bactrocera oleae (olive fruit fly)
Lineage: Eukaryota; Metazoa; Arthropoda; Insecta; Diptera; Tephritidae
Gene: RpL29
Product: ribosomal protein L29
Biological process (GO): cytoplasmic translation
Cellular component (GO): ribosome; cytosolic large ribosomal subunit
Molecular function (GO): structural constituent of ribosome
Source: RefSeq, a predicted model, not a curated record